Molecule: messenger RNA, 3204 nt
Organism: Zootermopsis nevadensis
Lineage: Eukaryota; Metazoa; Arthropoda; Insecta; Blattodea; Termopsidae
Gene: Hpr1
Product: THO complex 1-like protein Hpr1
Biological process (GO): signal transduction; mRNA export from nucleus
Cellular component (GO): THO complex part of transcription export complex
Molecular function (GO): protein binding
Source: RefSeq, a predicted model, not a curated record
UACUGUAAACGCGUUUGCGCGUUGCUGCUGCUGCGUUUGCAGCUGUGCUUGUAUUAUCUUAGGUAUUAUAAUCCCGGCAAUAUUAGGUAUUAUUUUUUUGUCGAUAAUUGAGACAGAAAGUGAAUGAUGUGUUCAUUUGAAGUAGUGAGAACUGAGCUGAUUGAGAGUGUGAAGAAUAGUUUCGAAAGAAAUAACACAGACAUACUAAGGAAGAAAUAUGACACGUUCAAGGUGAAUGAAAAUGAUAAAAGGUCAGCAUUGGAUCAAGUGUUAAGAGAUUAUUUGCUCCAGCUUCUUGCAGAACCUUGUAACAAUGUAUCAGUAUGGGAAAUGUAUGUUACGUUUUGCAUUGAGGCUUGCCGACAAGACAUGUGCACACCUACAAUGCCAGUUGUUCUCCUUGGUGAUAUCUUUGAUGCUUUGACACUUGAUCAAUGUGAAAAAUUGUUUGCAUUUGUUGAGAAUGGAGUGAACACUUGGAGAGAAGAAAUGUUCUUCAGUGCUUGCAAAAAUAACUUGCUCCGAAUGUGUAAUGAUUUGCUAAGACGAUUAUCUCGAUCUCAAAAUACUGUUUUCUGCGGACGAAUACUUCUCUUUCUUGCUAAGUUUUUCCCAUUUUCUGAACGAUCUGGUCUGAACAUUGUGAGUGAAUUUAAUCUUGAUAAUCUGACGGAGUUUGGUGGUGAAAGCUCAAAUGAUCUGAAAGAUAUUCUGGCAGAAAAGGAUGAGGCAAUGGAAGAAGAUGUGAAACCAGAUGCAAAGAUCAAGAUAGAUUACAAUCUGUACUGCAAAUUUUGGGCUCUACAAGAUUUCUUUCGCAAUCCAAAUCAGUGCUACAGCAAAGUUCAUUGGAAGACAUUCUCAGCUCAUGCAUCAAAUGUGUUGCUGGCAUUCAAAAGUUUCAAACUUGAUGAUAUGCAAUGUAAGCAUCAGAAACUUGACACUUCAGAUGAAGACAGACAGCAGCAGCAGCAACAACAACAUUACUUUGCUAAGUUCUUGACUAAUCAGAAACUACUGGAACUGCAGCUUAGCGACGCGAACUUCCGGCGCUAUGUUCUCCUUCAAUUUCUCAUCUUGUUCCAGUACCUCAACUCUCCUGUUAAAUUCAAAUCGGACACACACGAACUAAAGGUUGAUCAGGCAGAUUGGGUGAAAGAGAAGACAGAAAUGGUUUAUUGUCUGCUGGAGGAAACACCGCCUGACGGAUUAGCAUUUGUUCAGACUGUUAAACAUAUCCUUAAGCGUGAGGAACACUGGAACUCGUGGAAGAAUGACGGAUGUCCAGAGUUCCAAAAACCUGCCCAUCAAGUAACAGCAGAUGAGACAAUAGAAGAGGGAGGGGAGAAGCGUAAGGUCCUCCCUCGUCCACGCAGACCUAAGAAGAGUCUCGGAGAACAGAUGAAGGAUGCCACUCAACAUGGGAAAUUCAUAAUGGGGAACGUGGAACUUACAAAACUCUGGAACUUGUGUCCGAACAACCUUGAAGCAUGCAAAUCAAGGGACAGAGACUUCUUACCAUCACUAGAAGGAUACUUUGAAGAAGCAAUAGAGCAGAUUGAACCAGCAGCUAUGGUAGAAGAAGAAUACAAACGAGUCAACGAUGGUAACUUUGGUUGGCGUGCUCUAAGAUUGCUGGCUCGUAGGAGUCCACAUUUUUUCACGCACAGCAACAAUCCAAUCAACAAACUGCCUGAAUAUCUUGAAACAAUGAUCAAGAAAAUUGCAAAGGACAGACCAUCAUCGCUGAGCAGCGAAGAAAUCAAAGUUGAGUUGAUGGACAGUGAUGUUCAGACAGUGGUUCCUGAUGCUGAAAAUGAGGACGACGAACUUCUAAAAUCUGAGGAGAAGGAAGAACGAACAAUGCCGCAAGAAUACGAGGACGACGGGAUGGGGGCAGAGAAGGGGGACAGUAAGAGAAGUAUCCUGUUGAAAGAGCAGCUUCAGGCCAUUGCAGUUAAAGUAGCGCCACAAUGGAAGAAACUUGCAACCAAACUGGGCUACCAGGAUGAUGAGGUGGAUUUCUUCCAGAAUGAGCAGAAUACCGAUGUGGAACGGGCAUUAAAUAUGCUGCAGAUCUGGGCAGAGGAUGAUGAAGAUGCCAGUCCAGAUAAUCUCUCAUACACGUUGGAAGGUCUGGGGUUAAUGGAAGCUGCUGAUGCCUUGAGGGAAGUAACAGAUCUGAUGAACAUGGGGUAGUUUACCUUAUGUUUGUAUUCAGUGCGUGAAGACUGGGAUAUGCAUCGCUUCUGUUCACAUGCUGAGGAUCAACACUGCUUAAAAUUUGUUGGGAAAAUGUAAUUUUGAUUGCUGUUGGUUGAUAUCGAGGGCAGCGUGCCAGAUGGGCGUACCGGCAGAAUGAUUGAUCUACAGGUGACUACAUUUUUAUGCUAAUUUUGAUCGAUAAAUACGCAUUAUUAUUGUCCGUACGCUCAAAUAAAACUGUCUGUAUCUCUGCGUAUAGCAGCAUCAGCAUCACACCCUUCUGUCUCAUCCAUACAUCUCACCAUUUUAUGUUCUUAGACCAAAUGUCUUCAAUUAUGCAAAUAUUUUGAUGUGCCCUUCUGCCGUGACCCCUCUGAUAAGUUCAGCAGCUUUACGUGAAGACCAAGUAACAUUUUAUCAUUUUCUCAGAAAUGGCUCAAGGUUGAUACAUGACAAAAAAAAUUCAGUUCUCAUUUGGAUUGACAACUUUCAUUUGAAUAAUUCUUUGAUAUGAAGAGUAUUUAAUGAAAUAUGAAUUAUGUUAAUUUUUUUUUUAAUUUAUGCGUUAUGUUAUUAGGUUUGUGGGUGUUGAUUGGAUUCACCUGGCUCAGUAUACGGUCUAGUAGCAAGCUGUACUUAAUAUGGCAAAUGAAACUUUGGUUUCCAUAAAUCUUGGGGAGUUUCUUGACUAGAGAAUAUUAACUUUUCAGGAAUUCUGAUGAUCGAGGCAGCAGGGACCUGUGAAACAUCGAUAAACUUCUACCACUCGUGAUACACGAGAGCUUUUUACUACACUGUAUCCUGGGCCGGGUGAAUCCAUCCCACACCCAAAAUGUGAUUGAGAAUUUAAUGUUAUCCUUCCACCUAUGCAUGAUUCUUCCAUGUGAUCUCUUCCCUUUAGGUGUUCUGCCUAAAUUUUAUCUCUUCCGAGAGUGCUACAUGUCCUCAUCUUGUCCUUGAUUUUAUCACCUUAAUAUUAAAUUUAUAUUUUACAAUACA